GGGUUGUCCCAAACGGCACAUCAGCAUGGUAAUACGGAUCUGGAGCACAUGGGCACAGACGUGGAACAGCCGCACAGACAGCGAGGGAAGGAGAGGAAAGCUCACCACCUCCAGGAACUGGCGCUUCAGACAUCGCCAUAUUCCCCGGAAAAAACGAAAUGCUGCUGCUCUGCUCCUGAGCCACGCAACACGCUCCAUGAAGCCUCUGGUUUGUGGCACCCAGCCCCUGCGACGGACGUCCCCAGAAGGCGCCGUGCACCCAAACGCACCCAGAGCACCGAGCACCUGCUUGGAGUCGGGACCCCGCAGGCUGGGAUACGGCGAGCUUGGCCUGCUGGAUAUAUUGCCCCGGCGAUGGAGGGGUAGUUAGAGCUGCUGGAGACGCCUGCCCCAGGACGCGGGCACAUCCGGGCCAUGCAGAGGAUGGAGGUGCAAGCGCCCGGACGUGCCGGUCCCUCGAGCCGGAGACUUCGGAAGACCCAUCCAGGUUUCCUUCACCCACACCAUUUUAUCUGAAGUGCUUGGAGCUAUGCAGGGUCUGCUUACUUGAAAAAAAGAACAGUGUUGCCUUUCAACCGGCCUCUUAAAGAAUCAGGGUUGAAAGAGGCUGGGAGAAGAGAGCUGGGUAAGUGCCCUCCAUUUGCAGAUGUUUGCAGGAACCUGAGCUGAGCUGAGCCAUGUAGUGCUGCUCGAGAUGACAGCAUGGUCCUCAGGAAGCUCUGGGAAGGAGUGGGGACUCAGUUACACGGAGAGCUGCACUAGCAGGUUCCCAACCGGCAAGCCUGGGAGGCCGCUGGGACAGCCUGCCCGGGAGCUGGACACGUGCAGCUCCACUCCGCGAAGCCUACGCGCGUGCACACGCGCAGGAUCAAUGCAGAAGCAAACCAAGUCACUUUAGAGCGAUCCCCGGAUCCGGAGGGGCUGCUAGAGGGGGACUGCAGCCUUGUAGGACAUCUCUGGAGAGCAGCUGCGUUCAUCCCAGCAGAGUGACCUUCAAAUGCAGCAGCUGGGCGGCUCUCGCCUGCCGCAGGCAAAGAAGAGGAGGAAAAAAGCGUGAGGACGUGGUGGCACAGGUGACCUGCGAGCCUCAGCGUAGCCAUUAUGUUCUAUAUGCACUUACUUGUGAACAAGCGUGGGCCGCUGGCCAAAAUAUGGCUUGCCGCCCACUGGGAGAAGAAACUCACCAAAGCCCAUAUAUUUGAGUGCAAUUUAGAGACUACUGUUGAGAAGAUCAUCUCACCAAAGUUUGCAAUUGCUCUGCGCACCUCUGGACACUUACUUUUAGGAGUGGUGCGAAUCUACCACAGGAAAACAAAGUACCUCUUGGCUGACUGCAGUGAAGCCUUGGCAAAAAUGAAGACAGCCUUUCGCCCAGGACUUGUUGACCUUCCAGAAGAGAACUUUGAGGCUGCUUAUCAGUCCAUUACGUUACCUGAAGAAUUUCAUGAUUUUGCAGCACCACUCCCUGAAUUAAAUUCCAUUGAUGUUGCUGAACAUUUUACCUUGAAUCAGAGCAGAGCUGAAGACAUCACACUUACAGAGGAUUACGAAAGCAAUAUACUUCUCUGUGAUAGAAACUUUGGUGAGGAACCAGAUACACUAAGACAACAUAGCUUCUUUGACGGCAGCAUUUUAAUGAGCAGUAAUAGCGUCUUGGCUGGUCACACCUCUGCAAGCCUAAGUGGAGACAAGUCUGCGCUGUGUGAAGAUACUUACUGUUUCGAGCACGAUUGUUUUGGAGAUGAGGAUACUGCUGGGGAUAUGAUUGAAAUUCUAUUAAGGGAUGAGAAAAAUAGCCUAAUUAAAGACAUUCUUGAUAUGGAGGAAGAACUUCCUUUGUCACAAGAUCUUCCGGAGAACAGUGCAGCUGUGGAUUCCAAUGGUGCAGACUCCAUGAUUCAAAAAGAUCAUCUAAUGAAUGAAACGGCACUUUUAUCUAAAGAAGAAGGAUUUGUGCUUGAGCCCGUUGAUGAUACAGCUAUCACCCAGAGGAAAAAAAAUAAAAGAAAGAGGAAAUUGCUUGUGGAUGCAGACAAGGAGCUCAGCUACAAUGCUAUAUACAACCAACUUAACAACUGCAUGGACACUCUUGCUACGUUAGACCUUGCGCCGCCAACAAAAAAAACAAUGAUGUGGAAGAAAUCAGGCGGAGUGGAUAAACUUCUGUCCCACACUGCACAACCUUUGGUUCAUGCUGAGCUACAAAUGUUGUUUGCAAACUGCUUCAAGUAUCACGGAUUUAAGACAGGAAGAAAUGGAAUACCGAUGGAAUCUGAAAUGGAAGAGACAAGAAAAGGGCAAGAUACAAAAGCAGGAUGGAACUGCUUUGUCCGAGAGCUCUUCAUUGGCGAAUGCUUCACUGGAACAAGCUGAAAUAAAGCAAGCUGAGUUAAUGAAUGAACUAACAAGGAACAAUAAAGACAGUGAAGAAAAAAGGUGGAGCAAAAGAACUCUUCAGUUAUUAAAAGCUUUACAG
Messenger RNA from Struthio camelus australis, 2476 nucleotides. The record is from RefSeq and is a predicted model, not a curated record. NCBI's taxonomy places the organism in Eukaryota, Metazoa, Chordata, Aves, Struthioniformes, Struthionidae.